UGUGUCCAUAGUCUUCAUGCUGUUGCAAAAUGUUGUGAUUUGGAAAGCAAUAUCUGCAUGGAAUUUGAUUAAUUUGAAUGACUUAGAAUUAAAGAACAGAUAAAUAGAGAAUUGAGUCUAUGGUUUGUAGAAGCAAAAGCCUCCAUUUCUUCGUGUUGCCAAUGUUAAUAGAACAAAUAUGUGUCUUAGUCCUGCAAAAUUGAGCGUUCACAGAAAGAGUUGGUAUUAUGCAUUUUAAAAAGUAAAUAGAUGCUGCUUAGUGGUUGCUUUUCCAUCCUACAUUACUAAGGUGCAAAAUUUCAAUCUCACCAAUGGUCUUCUCCUCUUUAUCUUCCUCUCCUUUGCUAUUUAACGAAGAUUACUUUCCUUGAAAUAGCGUUUAGGAUAAAUAUGAUAUUAAGGAAACAUACAUGGAAAGAAGUAGGGAAGUAGCACAGAGUGUUACAUGUUUUGUUCUUUGGAUAUGAUGAGUGCUUCGCUCUUCGCAUGUUUUUUCCAGAAGAGUUGCCAAGAAAAUUUAUUGCAUUGACCAUACAGAGGAUAUCCAAAGUGUCUUAAACUUAGAUUGUACAAAUGAUGAAUUUGAGCUAGCGGUACAGUAGAUACGUGCUAAUUUAUUUAGUCAAGUAUUGCUGAUUGUAUUAUCUGUUCUUUAAGGUUUCUAAUUCUUUUCGUACUGUAAGAUUGAUUUUUCCCUUUUAUUGUAUCUCCAGAGGGAAAUAAUGCUUGCCAACAAGUAUCUAAUCAAGGAUGGAGCUUAACUGGAGUUGGCAUUGCUGCCCCUGCCAUUGACUAUCAAUUUUCAAGUUCCAGCUUACGAGUAUCAAAUCAAAAGAAACUAUUUUCAAAAAACUUCAUCCUGUCCUCAACAGGAUGUUUUGCCUAAAGCCCUAAAGUGGCCUGCCAGCUCAAGCUUUUGAGCGCACAUUUUCUGCCCAUUUGUUCAGAAAAUGAGGCAAUGCAUGGAAGUUUCUAAAGAACCUGGUAUUCAUAUGGAUCAACUUUAGGAAUGAAGUGUUUUGCAUGUAAUGUCUAUUUCUCCACGUCAAUGUCUCGUGUGUUUGCUUCUCCUCCUACUUAUUCCAAGGGGUACCAUGCAUCAGACAAAUAUAAAAGAAAAUCGUACUAUGAUAAAGGUUUCAACGACGACCGGAUUGUGGCAGACGCAGAGGAUAGGAUUGCCAAGAUGACCGAGAAAUCUAAAAUAAGUAUGGAAGAAUUCAUGGUAAAAACUAUUAAGAAAACCGAAGAAGAAAUCAGAGACUACUACUGCAGAUAAAGUACAAAAGAAAGCCCAUGUUGUGAAGACAGUGACUAAAGACACGAUGGACUCUAUAGAGGUUAGGAUCAUGGACUCAUGGAAUUCUCAAAAGAUGCUUGACAAGUGCAUCUAUGAUUACUUUGUUAAGAAGGGGAUGUGCGAGACUGCCGAGGCAUUCGCGAGGGAAGUUGAUGUUGGAAAUCCCACAGGUGAUGGUAGCAAGUGCAUAAAUGAUAACUUUGUUAAGAAGGGGAUGCAUGAGAUUGCCGAGGCAUUCACGAGCAAUGCUGAUAUUAAGAAUCCCACAAAUGAUGCUAUCGAAUCUCCAGAGGUAUUUCUAACAGAGUGGUGGGAUGUGUUCCAUGAUGUGUUCAACUUGAAUCAGGCUGCCCAACAUCCCUAUGCUGAGGCUGCACGUACUAUGGACAAUGUGGUACCUCAAGUCCCUUAUGCUGUGCCAGCAUCAUCUUCUCAUUCUGCUACGCCAGCACAUAAUAUAUCUCCUGCGGUGCCGGCCUUUAGUCCUGAGAGAUCGCAAGAGCAACGCCAUCUGAGGACGCCUGAGGACGAAGUGACAUCUAAGUUAAGAUUUGUUGAGAUGGAUCGUCUGGGUCAGAGGGCGCCGUUUGUAACUGAUUCUAGUUGCCUGAUGGAGGAGAUUCCAAAUAUGCCUCAACAGUGGGAGGCCAAAAAUGAGGGAGAGGGACGGGGUACUAUGCAGAUGGAACCAAAUGCUGAUACCCCUAAAAAAGGCUCUUCUUCCAGUGCCAGAUCCUUCUGAAGCAGGCUGUUCCACCGGCUCCUGCUCUGGGAUGCAGCAAACACCCUAAUCAAAUCAAGAUCUCUUGAUUUCCUGAUCUUCCUCUUGGCAUGGAAUUAAGAAGAAUGGUGGAAUAUAUUCAUUUUUAAUCAGUCCGAGCAUGCCAAGAGACCUAUGAUGAGGUGUUACAUAAGCUUUUAGAAGGAUAAGACGAGUCACAUGGUGCCAUCCACAACAAGAUCUAGAUAACAUGUGUCAAGAACUUCCGUUUUGGAAAAGUUGCGGAAUCUGCAUGAUAGGAUCGAACCUUAUGCCUUUUAUUUAUAUGAGGUCCCUCUUUAGGAAACUCCCCAAGAUGGCUUAAGCUCGUUGGAUUUGAAGCAGCAGACCUGCAACACGUGGUCCUUCUUCCUUCGUUUUUAAUUCAAAGAUCGGAGAAACAAAUUGGAAUUUAGAUAAUUUUAUUGAUGGAGUGGUAAGAAGCCAAUUGUAUAGGGUUCAAAACCUAUUGGCUAAUGAGAGGGAAGGGGCAAGCCAAUAUAGACUCCUAGAAAAGUAUAAAUCAUUGGACAAGAAGGAACCAUCAUCUAUGGAAGUUGCAAAGGACACAAUCAAUUCAACUCAAGGGAAAAUCCUUCAUAAAAGACUUGCACAUUGAAGAGAAAUAUUUCAGGAUCUCUUCUGUUUUUCUCUUCCGAGGUGAUUGAGCAUCAACUUUAGUGAUACUUGCAACAAAAUUCAAGAGGAACAAAUGGUGAAGCAGUUUGAAAAAAGAAAUCUCCAAAAAAUCAGACCCCUGUGUUGGAGCAGCUGAAGCAUCUGUCUUCAAAUAUAGUAGGUCCAAGAUCAAACAAGCUAUAGCGAGUAAAAUAUUCUAAUUCAAGAGGAACAAAUGGUGAAGCAGUUUGAAAAAAGAAAUCUCCAAAAAAUCAGACCCCUGUGUUGGAGCAGCUGAAGCAUCUGUCUUCAAAUAUGGAUACUAUGUACAAAUCUUAUUCCUAUGCUAGCAAUCUUCUUUUGGAAUGAGAUGGACCGAAUGAAGAGGAUAUACAUGAUUCAUAUAAUCACCCGGAACUAGUUUUGGAUCGAGGUAUCAUUUUGUUUUUGAUACCUGUGGUGCCCCAGCCAGCUUGCUCGCACCUCGGCUAAUUUCAUGGGGUACCUGCUACCUCCCACCAGUACAAAUACCGGGUUUCUGAGAAGAAGUUUGAAGAAAGAGGGCUCUCAAUUAUACAAGCUAGAUAGUGAUUUAUUCUGUCAAGGGAUUAGUUGAUGUUGUUGACAAAGUGUUGCCUGAAGCUCAGCAUAGGUAUUGUGUGAGACAUAUUAAGAGUAACUGGUGCGAAAAAUGGAGAGGUCAAAUGAGGAAGCUUAUGUGGUAGAGUGCAUGGAGUUCAUAUGAUGAAGAGUUAAAAGACCAGUUGAAUAAGUUAGGAAAUUUAUCAAAAGAUGCUGCAAGGGAUUUUGUGAAAUAUCCACCAAAGGCAUGGUGUAGAGCUUAUUUUGAUACUCAGUGUAAGAACAUGAUGGUUGAUAAAAACUUCACUGAGUCAUUCAAUGCAUGGAUCCUUGAGGCUAAGAGGAAGGCCAAUAAUCAAGAUGUUAGAAGACAUAAGAGUAAAAGUGAUGGGAUUGCUAAGGAAAAAUGAAAAUAAGGUGAGGACUUGGGUUGCUGAUUUUAGUCCAACUUGCAUAAAGUUGUACAUUGACUUUAGGGCCAUAGCACAUCACUGUAAGGUGGAAUUCAAUGGAGAUUGGGGCUACGAAGUGUCUGAUGAAGAAGAUAGACACCACAGAGUUCAGGGUUCAAGGUUCAGGGAAAAAAUGUAAAAGACAACAGAAAAAUUAACAAGACAUGUAAAAGCAUUAAUCAAAAUGUAUUCAUUCACUCCUAA
Molecule: messenger RNA, 3916 nt
Organism: Solanum dulcamara
Lineage: Eukaryota; Viridiplantae; Streptophyta; Magnoliopsida; Solanales; Solanaceae
Product: transcription activator MSS11-like
Exons: 19
Coding region: 1326-2042 (238 amino acids)
Molecular function (GO): protein binding; transcription corepressor activity
Source: RefSeq, a predicted model, not a curated record